Messenger RNA from Rangifer tarandus platyrhynchus (Svalbard reindeer), 1065 nucleotides. The record is from the annotation of a GenBank genome assembly. NCBI's taxonomy places the organism in Eukaryota, Metazoa, Chordata, Mammalia, Artiodactyla, Cervidae.
AUGGAGUCGCCCCGGGGGCGGCCUGGGCCCGAGACAGACCUGCUAGCUCUGGGGGAACAGCAAGCUGCGAUCUUCGGCGACGGCCCGAGCCAAACGCCCUCUGAGCGGCCCUCAGGCCUCCGACUGUCCGAGGAGGAAGAGGGAGAGAACGUUGGGAGCGCGAGCUGCCACCCCAAGGCGUCCCCGAAGACUUCGAGCUGCAGCUUUGUCCACCCUCCGGAAUGGGAAGCUCCGGAGGACAAGCUGGGCCGUGGAGGGACGCUUUCUGGGGCAGGGAGCCGCCUGGGGGCGCCGGAUCCCGAAUACGACCCGCACUGGUCCUCCCGGCGCAAGGACCCUGAGCCGCCAGAAGACAAGCCUGAAUCCGAGAGGGUCUGCCGUCGAGGGAGCCCUGUAGGCGGCGGGAUGGGUGUUGAGCAGGAGAAGGAAGACGACGAUGAGGCGGCAGCAGCUGGCAGGGGUAGCCGUUCGUUCUCCAGCCGCCUUCAGGACAGCCGCAGUUUGGACGGGUUGAGCGGGGCGUGCGGCGGCGCCGUGUCUUCAGGGGGUGCAGAAUUUGGCGCCGGCGGCGGGCGGCGCGCCACUAUCUCCAGCCCCCUGGAGCUUGAAGGCACGGUGAGCCGCCAUGGCGACCUCACCCACUUUGUCGCCAACAACCUGCAACUCAAGAUCCGUCUGAGCGGCGCCCCUCAACCCCCGCCCCCUGCCCCUACGCGGCCCUGUUCAGCGCCCACACCCACUCCGGCCAUCCCUCCCAUCGACCCCGACGUGCUGCGGGACCUGGAGCGGCUGAGUCGGGAGCUGGGCGGCAGGGUGGACCGUCUGCUUCGCGGUCUGGGAGGUGCGGUGCAGGAGCUGACAGCUCUGAGCGUGGGCUGCAUCCAGACCUACCGCGAUGCAGUGGACUCUCUAGGUGAAGCUGUGGACAUGAGCAUCAAGGGCAUGUAUACCCUGCUGGCGCGCUGUGAAGAACUGGAGCGGGCUCUGCAACCGGUUCAGGGACUGGCGCGACAAGUCCGGGAUAUCCGACGCACCUUGGAGGUGUUGGAGGCCCUGUGCAAGUGA